AUUUCUCGAUUUUCUUCUGAGCAAUUACUAUAGUUAGGGUUUCUUUCUUCUUUCACUUGGCUUCAGCCGCACGCAGUCUCUCUGCACUCUUCUCAGCUGCCAUCAUCUUCCUUCUCCUCCUCCUCCGCCGCCGCCGCCGCCGCUCAACACUUCUGAGCUGCUCUACUUCUUCCAGAUAGGUUACCAUCACACAUUUUGAUUUGUAAAGUCAUUCAUACCAUCUUAAACAUCCAAAAUGUCGCGGAAGGGUUUGAUGGAACAAGACCUGAGUAAACUGGAUGUAAAGAAAUUGGAUCCACUCUCUCCUGAAGUCAUAUCACGACAGGCUACCAUUAAUAUUGGCACUAUAGGUCACGUGGCACAUGGCAAGUCAACUGUUGUGAAAGCAAUAUCAGGUGUUCAGACUGUUCGUUUCAAAAAUGAGUUGGAGCGUAAUAUUACAAUUAAGCUUGGCUAUGCAAAUGCUAAGAUAUAUAAAUGUGAAGAUGAACGUUGUCCUAGGCCUAUGUGCUACAAGGCAUAUGGAAGUGGGAAGGAAGACAGUCCUAUGUGUGAUGUGCCAGGGUUUGAAAACAGCAGGAUGAAAUUGCUGAGGCAUGUUUCUUUCGUGGAUUGCCCGGGCCAUGAUAUUCUCAUGGCUACAAUGCUUAAUGGAGCUGCAAUCAUGGAUGGAGCUUUGCUACUUAUAGCUGCUAAUGAGAGCUGUCCACAACCACAAACCUCAGAGCAUUUAGCUGCUGUAGAGAUUAUGCGUCUGCAGCACAUAAUCAUCCUUCAGAAUAAAGUAGACUUGAUUCAAGAAAAUGUGGCAAUCAAUCAACAUGAAGCAAUAACGAAGUUUAUUGCGGGAACUGUUGCUGAUAGUGCACCAGUAGUACCUAUUUCAGCACAACUGAAGUAUAACAUUGAUGUUGUGUGCGAGUAUAUUGUAAAAAAGAUCCCAAUUCCAAUAAGGGAUUUCGUCUCUCCACCCAAUAUGAUAGUAAUUCGGUCAUUUGAUGUCAACAAACCUGGUUUUGAGGUUGAUGAUAUAAAAGGAGGUGUAGCUGGUGGAAGCAUUCUGAGGGGUGUUUUGAAGGUAAACCAAUUCAUUGAAGUUCGACCUGGUAUAGUUGUUAAAGACGAGAGCGGGAAUAUCAAGUGCACCCCUAUAUACUCCAGAAUAGUAUCAUUAUAUGCUGAGCAAAAUGAGCUUCAAUUUGCUGUGCCUGGAGGUCUCAUUGGUGUUGGGACGACAAUGGAUCCAACUUUGACACGUGCUGACAGGUUGGUCGGACAAGUUCUUGGUGAGGUUGGAUCUCUGCCUGAUGUUUUUGUUGAACUUGAGGUGAACUUUUUCUUGCUUCGACGACUUUUGGGUGUGCGGACAAAAGGCUCAGAGAAACAGGGCAAGGUAUCGAAGCUCGCUAAAGGAGAGAUGCUUAUGUUGAAUAUUGGAUCCAUGUCAACGGGAGCCAGAGUUGUUGCUGUGAGAAACGAUUUGGCAAAGCUGCAACUUACUUCCCCGGUGUGCACCAGCAAAGGUGAGAAGAUUGCUCUUAGUCGGCGUGUUGAGAAGCAUUGGCGUCUGAUUGGAUGGGGACAAAUCCAAGCAGGAAUCACUCUGAAUGUCCCUGCCGCUCCCCAACUGAGUUAAACAAGAGAGAGUAGACCUGUUAUUAAAACUUGAGAGGGAUUUAAGAGAUGUGGGAAGGAAGAGAAUUGCUGGGAACCAUUUUUUUGAGGUGGAGAAGAAAACAUAUGAAUGACGAUGAGUUUUUGUUUUUGCUUUAUUACUUUUGUAUACUGUUGUCUACCUAUAAUUGAAGCUGUAUGUUAUGCCCAAUUGAGUUUUACACCAGGCUUCAAUAAUUUCACAUUCACGCAUAGUUGGCACGUUCACGAUGAAAUGAAAUGGCGGUACUUGUG
Molecule: messenger RNA, 1908 nt
Organism: Arachis duranensis
Lineage: Eukaryota; Viridiplantae; Streptophyta; Magnoliopsida; Fabales; Fabaceae
Product: eukaryotic translation initiation factor 2 subunit gamma
Exons: 9
Coding region: 236-1636 (466 amino acids)
Biological process (GO): formation of translation preinitiation complex; positive regulation of translational fidelity
Cellular component (GO): eukaryotic translation initiation factor 2 complex; cytosol
Molecular function (GO): GTPase activity; GTP binding; translation initiation factor activity
Source: RefSeq, a predicted model, not a curated record